AUGUCUCAAUAUGUCUAAGCUUCAAUUUAAUACUCUUUUCCUAAAGAUAAAAGAUUUAAAAGACUACAUACUCCUUGUUCAACAGACUAUUAUGAACCAAAUUAUUUUAGGAGUACCAGAGCCUCAGGAUUUGGAUAUGGCAAUAAGUUUGAUUUCACUAAAGUCUAAUCUUAUACUGAAAGUUACUAUGAUCCUACUAGUUCAUUUUCAAAUAAUAAAGGUGCAUCCUUUGGACUUAGUAGAAACAUGGUAAAAAACAGAUCUUAUUUGCAAAAUAAUAAUGUUCCAGGUCCAGGAUCAUAUUAUCAUAGUCCACAUAAAACUACUAGUUAUUCAAUUGGAUAGAAAGUUGAUGUUUAUCAUAAUAUAACAGAAAUACCUGGUCCUGGUGCAUAUGAUCCCAAUAUUCAUAAGAACAGAAGUAUUUCUAUUAACAAAGGUCCUGAUAGAUUCUCAACUGAAUCUACAUUUGUUCCAGGGCCUGGAGAAUACAAUACAUAACUUUUACAAACAAAAACGAAAUGUAGAUUUGGUAGUGCCAAAAGAAAGUGUUUUAUUGAUGAUGCUGUUAGAGCAGCUAAAAAGAGUGGAGGUAUUAAUAAAUCUAUAUAACUUUAAUAGUUCCUGGACCAGGUAACUAUGCAUCUAUUACAUAAUUUGUACAAUUAGAUAAAUAAAAGAGCAGACCAUCUACUGCAAAACAUUGA
Paramecium pentaurelia is the source of this 707-nucleotide messenger RNA. Lineage: Eukaryota; Ciliophora; Oligohymenophorea; Peniculida; Parameciidae. The record is from the annotation of a GenBank genome assembly.